GCUCCCUCUAUCUGUCCCUAUUAGUCCAUUACACUAAUUCGUCAGUCGUGCAGUGCUGAAUCCUGGUCUCGGCAGAUGUUGCGCAGGGUUGGGUCCGGCUCAUGGCUAUUUAAUUGCUUCCUUCCCCGUGUAACUUGUUUCCCUCCAUCUGUGGUGUAACUCAUAAUCCAUUUUUACAUGUUGGAUAAUUAUCGCAGUGUCCAUUUCCACCCCCACAAACUUCUAGUUGUUGUCGUUUUAUUACAUUGGAGGAUUCACAGACCGUGAAUCAGAAAGUUUAAAAGGGAAGUGUGUGUGGAGGUUUCCGCGAUAAAGUUAGGCGUUAGUGCAGGCCUACAGAUUUACUGCUAGCUCCGUUUGAUUGGAUUCUAUAUCUGCUUAUGACUUUUUGGAAGUUGUGGGUCCAUCCAUGGAAAAAAGUUGCAGUCGUUGUUGUGCUGAGCUCUGCGCUCCACAUGUUGGCACAGUGUAUGGCUUUAGGGAAGGCUGUAAAGUGUCAAGUAAACACAACAUGGGAACAAACAUUUGAAAAGGAAUUCCGUUUUGUGUCAGCCUCGUUGUUUUGUGUUUGGGGUUGAAAAGUUCAAAUUACCUUUUAAAAGUCACUCUCGCUUUGUGGUGACCUCUUGUCCGAUCAGUGCUGGGGCCAAACCAGCCACCAUCCGGACCCUGAUACCAAAAGACCAUGGACUAAAAUGGGGGGAAAAUAUAUAAUCUUUGACUUUUUUUAAAACUCAUUUUCAUUUUUAGUUUUAGUUUCCUGCAUGCGUAUUUUUUUUAACUAAAAGGUGUGUGACUCGGUGCGGCCGUUUCUAAUUCGAAACUUCGAGGCCAAAUAUGAAAUCCUAUAUACAUUUUGGUGGAUUUACCUUUUUGUGCCUAUAGUUUUAGGAACCAAAAUCACUUGUGACUACAUGUAUCUGAGUUAGUGACUGGGCGGCCAGCCAUCAUAACUCACCACGUUUUCUUUGUGUUUGCAUCAUUAUGUCUAGAACCAUUGCAUUUUUUUGAAAAAAUAUUCUUUAUUACUUAAAAUUUGUUUUUGGACUUCCACCAAUUCGGUAGUAGAAUUUAUUAUCUGGCAACAUUGUGGGGAAAAAACCUGGAAAUGCAAGGUGGAUUUCUUCCAAAAUCUAUUAAAUUUUUUCCUCGUUUCUUUUUUUUAUCAAACUGAAAGCAGUUUGAUACAAAUGUAAUUAACACCUUACAAAUCUGCAGCAAUCGCUCGGUUUAUAUACUCAUUGUUAUGCAUAUGAGUCCAUCCUAAGAAGAUGCUGCAUCUUUCUAGUUCGAUUUUACACACACUGAAAAUAAAACAAGACACUUUGAGAGUGCGGCUAUUUGGAAAAUAAACCCAUUGCCAAUAUUUCAUGAGGAGUCAUUUCGACAGGGCCCCAUGUGCGGCAUACUGCCAGGCAGAGAGAGAGAAGCGUUGCAGGUUCAUCUGGAGGUCAGCCACAGCACCAAGAUAAAUCUGCAUCCUCUCAGAGCCACCAGCAGAGCUCGCUUUAGGCCAAGUUCACUGUCACCCUGCAGUAUGGAGAGAGGGAAACUACUCACACAUCCAUGGUACCGAGCACACACACGCCUUCACGUUAAUGACAAGUUUGCUUGGCGUUGCCUAAGCAUAAUGCGUUAAAAAUGAAUUUACCGAGGGACACAGAGCCUGUGGUAACAUCCUGCACUGGAGGAGAAACUGGAGAGAGGGGAGUUUAACUUUACGCGUUGCCUCCAACAAAGACUUUUGGCUGCUUUUAUUUUCUCUAUAAGCUAAUGAAUGAUUUGCAUAUUUUACAGCCCUAUUAGUCUUGAGUGGGAGCCUAUUGGAUUUAUCUUUUCACUCCCUCGUUGGAAACAUCAUAACGCUACAAUCGCAUUUUAGGUAUUGUGCUGGCAUCUCCUCUAAUUAUGAAAAUUGUGAAAAUGAUCAUCGUGAUGGCAAGAGAUAUACACAUUCUUCAAAUACAUUUGUCGUUGAGAGGGGCAGAUAUCUCACUGGGCUGGGACAGAUGAGAGCGAGAUAGCUGCAGAAGAGGAGGAAAAAUUGGGGUCAAAAGUUUACGCGCUGAACAAGUCUCCGUCAUCUGUUCACUCGGAGCUUGAUGCCAGCCUUAUAAUAGCGAUCUUGACUCUCCACACAAAAGACAGAAUAGCUUUGAAUUACAUAUGUUGCACAGUGCACUCCAGGUGAACCCUGAAAGCGCAGUGACCUCGCGUUUGGGACCGGGGGAGGGGACCCCCCACCCGUCCCCAGCAACAAGAUUGAGUGGCUGGCGUUUAUUAGGGCGGUUGAUUGGUGAAUUUCCUUUGAAUAAAUUGCAUUUGAUAUGUUUAGGGACGAGGGCAACAUUUGCAUUUUGAGGAUUGAUACUCUCGACCCGGUCACAGGGUAAUGGGAAGACCCACAGCCCCCAAAUUGAGCCCCCGGACCCCUUAAAAAACAUUUAGCCCCUCUCUUCCUGAUCCUCUGAAUAGAAGCCUUUUAAGAAAACUGAAAUGGCACAGAUGUUUCUUGUGACUCGUAGGGAAAAUACAAAAAACACAUUUUUUGUUAAUAAAUAGGUUUUACGCAUAUACGUAAUUAUUUUUGCUGGGCCUUUUUUUACCGCAUGGGGAAUGAAUGCAAUUUCUUUAAACUAAAAUGUUGAACCUUUAGAUGUUUGUAGGGAGACACCAUUACAAAUAAAUGUGAACAAAUCUAGAUUAUAACUAAACCUAAUUUACACCAGAAACUAAUACUUCAGUUAACAUUACCCAUGCUUAGGUCUCGGCAAAAGUGCAUGAAUUCUUGAACGCAACUCUACACACAAUAUUAUAACAACUUAUUUAAAAAAUAAUCCAACCAAAACUAAACACUUAUUAAACCUUGGAUCCUUUUUAUAGAAAGGCCCAAUCAUUUCGGACUUUUUCAGACAUAAACUUUUUAACUGUCAUCUGAGCAUCAAAUAAAACAAAGUUAUAUUUAGACAAUCUUAUUUCAUUUUUCAUUUAGCACAUUUGUAGACAGUCACACGCAGACACAACAUAUAUUGCACUUUAAAAAGUGUUAAAAUGCAAAAAUGUGUAAAUGAAAUUCUCAAAAUCGAGUCAUUUUUUAAUUCAUAACUUUGUUUAUUGAAUCAAUGAAGAAUGAAAGCGACCAGAUAGACGGCUAAAUACUUUCCAAAUGAAUCCACAUUUUUUGAACAGAAUGCACAAUUUCAUAUGUCUUCAAUUAUUUUUAAUUCAAACGUUGACAGUCUUAUUGUUAACUAACUCCAAAGUGCACAUGAACCUUUCAGUUUAUGUACUCUUUGGAACCAUUUUGGAAACAUUAGUUGUGUCGUCAAUCUCUGAAAUAUACUGGCACAAUACUAUCAGUUGAAACGCCCUCUUUAUUUUAUAAGAAUAAAGAAGUUGUCUAUGCACUUUCUAAAGGAAGAAGCAGCUUGUCUUUGCCUUUAUUAACGAUCAUUGUAGGCCUGAAGGUCACUGUUAUUAGUCUAAUCAAAGUUUGCAGCUGUAUAUAAAAGCUAGUGCCCAUCCUGAGUUAUUGUGAAAGCUUGUUCCGUUGCCAGUCCUUGCAGUGAAGUGGUUUAAAAGGACAAUCACAAGUGGUGCACUGUAUAAAAGAAAACAUUUGUAUUAUGAGCGUUUACCUGUAUCAAAAUAUGUCCAUAAAGCUGUGAAAGGUAUUUUCUGGCCCGAAUCAUUGCCACAUCUUGGAUGCAAAGAAGAUUUUUUAUCCCACCGUCAGGGAUCCGUAUAGACAGGAGACCUUGUGAGCACCAUCUGCAAUCUGUCACUAUUGUCUCAGCACUUCACUGAUAAUCUAAAUUUACAGUAAACUGUCAGCAUGAUGUAUAUUGCUUAAAUAGACCUUCACCUCACAGUAUAUGCUCUGAAAGGGAACACCGUGAUCUGGCUGUUAGAUUAUUAUAACCUUAAAUAAAAUCCAUAACGCACAGCUCUAACGGGUUUUAUUCACAUUAAGAGUGAAAUGGAUUUUUAAAUUUAGUGGAAAAUUGCUUAGAUAGUGUAAGCUAGUUUGCCAUCGCUUCCUUGUGCUCCAAUGGUCAAUUGGAGGAUUAUUAUCCUAUUAUAUAUUGUGCAUAGUUCGAGUGAUUUCCAGAUGCUUUAUUAUAUUGAAACACACAGCAGCAGCUUGCAGGCCUGGACUAUAACGGAGGUAUUACCUGCAGUCUUAUCUAAAAUGCUUCUUUUGUAUGGCUGAGCCGGAUUUUUGAAUCACAAUAAUAUGUUUUAAUAAAGCUAUUAAAGAAACAAAAGUAGUCCAUAUAGCAACAAGUACUACAAUGACCUGUAAAAUCAGAGUGGAUAAUAGCUGAUCUGGCCCAUAUUUAUUCAGCACCUAUAUAUAAUAGAAUGGCAGCAGACUGUAAAUUUAGAUAUGAUGUGAAGUAGUCUUACCGCUGACAUUAUGUUGACAUAUUGCCUCUCAGGUGGUCUCUCGGCCAUACAGAUACAGUAGAUGUAUGGCGGAAAGUACAUCAGCUGCCAUUUACAAUGAGUUAGGUGUGAGAAAGCCUGUAAGAUACACGAGAUAGGAGCAGCUUUGCCUUGCAGCAACAGUGUGCUAACAUGAGAGAAAAGCAAUUUUUGAGGAGGAUAAACUGAGGCAUGUCUCUCGUUGCUGUGGGAAAGUCAAUAAUUCACCUGUUUUUAAAUCUAGAGAUUCAGUGAUUUUUGAAGAAAAAAUCUGCUGUAUUUUAUUCUAAAUACAUCAGCCCAUUUGCAGCAGAUCUUGGAAGACCCCUAUUCCACCUUGUCUAACUCGUAGGGCGACGUGUGAUUUUCGGGAUAGUUUGAGGUCUUUUGCACAUGUUUUAAAAUCCUUUAGGGACCUUUCCAGGUGCUGACCUGCGCUAAGUACUCCCCCAACUCCCCAGAGCUGAACAGACCAUGCAAAACUGAAGUCCAAGUCCGGGGUGAACCUCAGGUCACUGCGUCUAACAUAUAUGAAAAUGUCGCCUCUUUGGAAAGGGGGCACGCCUUGUUGUUUAACAAAGACUGUCAAUGGGAAAGAUUAAUCAGAAACAAAAUGGAAACGGUGUCACUUUGGGGUCAGGCAGAAGUUAUCUCUGUUUAGAGGAGCGAAUAGAAUAGGGGGGACCAAGGAAAAAAGAAAAAAAGGAGAGAAAAGAAAGCUUUCAAUAUUUCCGAAGUUUGGCCUCUUGUUUCUCCAUGCAGAGGCCUUGUUGACGUGGACAGUGUGGAUCAGCUUUGUGAAGAGCUGCUGCAUCUUCCUGGGACACAUAUACAGUGAGGCCCCUCGGACAUGGAGAAGAAACAGGACCUGGACGUGAUGGCCGAUGGCGAGGAGCACGAAAUCCAGCCGAGUAAAUUCAGGCCAUCGCACGGUCUCCAAGACACCUUGAACUGCCUUCGGUUCACCCGAGGAGGCCAUUGGCGGAGAGGCGUCACGUGACCACGGGGUGCCAAUGUUAUUCUACAAGGGUGUCAAGACCCUGUCAGUUUCUGAAAUAAAUAUUGGGAAACGGCGAGAUGCAAAAGGCAACCUACUACGACAGCUCCGCAAUUUACAGUGGCUACCCAUAUCAAAGCGCAAAUGGCUUCAGUUAUGAUGCCAAUCAGGUCCAAUAUCCCCGGGCCUCUCAUGUGGAAAGUGAGUACCAUCGACCUGCCUGCUCCCUGCAGUCUCCUGACGGCUCCGUGGCUCUGCAGAAGCCGGGGGAGAUGGCGGAGAGCUGUGACAGGACCACAGCCAUUCAGGCGGCGCAGUCCAAGGUUCAUCCCGAAAGCAAUCAACCGCAGGUGCCAGUGUCAGGCCCGCCCCCUCCCUCAAUAUCCCCCGGUGCUAUCAGCCAAAACACAAGCAACGGGUCCAACCAGCCCAGUGCCAAGAACGGCUCCCCGACCUCUGCUACUCGCAAACAGAUCUUCCCCUGGAUGAAGGAAUCCCGUCAGAACAUCAAGCAGAAACCCAACAGUAGCUCCAGUUCAGUGGAGAGUUGCCCCGGAGACAAGAGUCCUCCGGGGUCAGCAGCAUCGAAGAGGGCCCGGACAGCUUACACCAGCGCCCAGCUAGUGGAGCUGGAGAAGGAGUUCCACUUCAACCGGUACCUCUGCAGACCCAGGAGGGUGGAGAUGGCGAACCUGCUUAACCUCACCGAGAGACAGAUCAAAAUCUGGUUCCAGAACCGCAGGAUGAAAUACAAGAAGGAUCAGAAAGGCGUCGGAAUGAUGCCUUCCCCUGGCGGACAGUCCCCUCGGAGUCCCGUGGGCCCAGGCUCCGGGGUUGGCGGUGGUGGAGGAUACCUCAACUCUAUGCAUUCUCUUGUAAACAAUGUACCUUACGAAUCCCAGUCGCCGACGUCUUACAAUAAACCUCAUCAAAAUGCAUACGGUAUGGCCACGUCAUAUCCCCCUCCUUUGAACAACUCCCUCAACAACUGCCCUCCCUCCCAGAAGCGGUAUCCCGGGAACGACUCGGCCACGCCCGAGUAUGACGCGCAUCCUCUUCAAGUCAAUGGCAACUACGGGAGUCACAUGCAGGGCAGCCCCGUGUAUGUCGGUGGAGGUUACAUCGACUCAAUGCCCAAUUCUGGGACCUCCGUUUUCGGUCUGACCCAUCUAUCGCACCCGCCGUCCACAAACAUGGACUACAAUGGAGCAAUCACAAUGGGUAACAGUCAGCAUCACCGAGUGUGUGAUCCGACACCGACGUACACAGACCUAACAGCGCACUACUCUCAGGGAAGAAUCCAGGAAGCGCCCAAACUGACGCAUCUGUAGCGGUGGCGCAGCCCGGAACACUCCGCCCAUUGUCUUAUCCACCUCCAGACACAUUACUGCUUUGUUUCUGCGCCUCCUCGCGGCGUCCACCUUCUCUCUGCUUUUGUUUAUGUUUUCUAUAGUUUGAUGUGUGAAGUAGCGUAGGGUAAAUAAUCACGACUUGCUUGAAUUUUUCUUCUAUUUGCUCGUGUCAUUGUCUCACAAAGACUGAGCUGUAGGACGUCUAGAGUGGGAGGGAGGGGGGCACAUAUAAGCAUAGGACUAUUUAAUCUUUUUUUGAAUAUUGUUUUACAAUUUAAAUGCAAACAGGGUAUUAUGAACAUAUGUUAUUCAUUUUUAAUGUGAAUUUGUUCGUCUUUUAUUUAUCCGCAGUUGAAGAAUUGUGUUUUGCAUUUUGUUGCACUUGCAAGGAUCCUUCAAACGACACGAGUUGGGAUUAUGAGGGGAAAACAUUUUCAAGAACAAGGGUCAUGAGCUUACACGCAACUUCCCUUGCUUAUGUUGCUCUAUUGGACUUUAUAAUGUUAUUUAUUUGUGUUACGAUAAAAGAGUCCUUUAGUAUUAUUUGACACCUUUGCGAUCUAUGUGUGGUGACAAGGUUGGUGCAAAGUAAGCGUCUCAACCCUUUUCCAGCCCAUACAUGUAGCGUGCAGGAACUCCACAGUAGCAGAAGCACCAUGUUGCUGUUAUAGGCUAUGUUUUUUCUUCAAGGAGGUGUUUUUAUUUUCUCAGUGAAUGUAAAAUCAAUCAGUCAUGCAAUAAGGGUGGAAAGAAGGACACACAUUAGCAAUUUCUUUUGUUGAAGAAAAAAAAACAGGCAUCAUUAAUUUCCUUUUCGAUGUCAUACAUUCCACGCUGCUCCCAGUUCGAAGAAAUAAAUAAAAUAAUUGAAAUACAAUUGCAUAAAACUUGUAGUUUUAAUUCAGACACAUUUUAAGCAUGUAUACAAUUACACACAUUUAAUUCAAGACAAUUUCUCGAUAAAACAUUUCAAAAAUACAUUUCCCAUUAUUACAUAUGGUUCCUUUUAUAUAUUUCAUGACGCUUUAUACUUGUAUUGGUGAUCACAAAAAGGGGGAAAUAAAUGGUUGCAACAUUGCCAUUAUAAAAGACAAUAACAAUAGCAUAAUAAUUCAUGGACGAACAUUUGUAGAUCUCUAUAUUUUGUAUUAUGCUUAUAAAAUAAUGUGAAAUCCGUGGCCAUAUUUAAUAUUCAAAAACAGAAAAGUAAUUGGCCUCAGAUUAAGUCAAAUAUUGAAUAAAAUAUACUCCCUUUUUUCUAUCCAUUUAUAUUCGACGUGAAGAAAACUCUCGGUGGCCUUCUCCCCUCCUCUCAUGCGCGUGGUCACAUCCAUAAUAAUACAAAUGUCACCCCGGCCCUUCUGGAGAUUCUGCAAGAAGACAACAAGCUAAAUGAGAAAUCGUUUGAAAAAUAUUUUCCUGAUGUGUUCAGUCACUCAAAUUCGGUCAGAGAGGAUACAGACUGAAGUAGAAAUCGUAAGGGGGAUUAUUUGUCUCAUAAUAUUACAGAUUUACAGAUGCCAUUGUCAAAGCCAUGCAGUUCAAAACGAAAAACCUCAGUGGUGUCGAUACAAAGCACAUUAUCGUGAAAAGCUGGAGCACGACAGUGAUUUCAUAUGUGUGCGUGUUUUGUUAAAAUGAAGGGCCUGCAUAAGAA
Gymnodraco acuticeps is the source of this 8434-nucleotide messenger RNA. It is a transcript of the gene hoxa3a, whose product is annotated as homeobox A3a. Bases 5506 to 6756 code for a protein of 416 amino acids. The transcript is spliced from 4 exons. Gene Ontology annotation, molecular function: DNA-binding transcription factor activity, RNA polymerase II-specific; RNA polymerase II cis-regulatory region sequence-specific DNA binding. Gene Ontology annotation, biological process: regulation of transcription by RNA polymerase II. Gene Ontology annotation, cellular component: nucleus. The record is from RefSeq and is a predicted model, not a curated record. NCBI's taxonomy places the organism in Eukaryota, Metazoa, Chordata, Actinopteri, Perciformes, Bathydraconidae.